UUCUUUCUGUGACACACCUAAAUGGUGGAUGGGUUAAAAAUAAAAAUAUUUUCUGGAAUUUUUUCAUAAUCCCCGGAAAAUUUGCAAAAACCCGUGAAAAUGUUUUAAUUUUCCACCCAGAAAAGCAAGAAAACUAGUCAGAAAAACAAAUGGCGCUCCUUGGAGCUCAACUGGUCAUCACGCUGGUGAUGGUGAGUGUGAUGCAGAAGCUAAGUCCACAUUUUUCCCUUGCAAAGUGGAUUCUCUGCUCAACCGGACUCAUCCGGUACCUCCAUCCGUCCGAUACGGAGCUGAAGAGUCUCGCCGGGGUGCCCCGGGGCAAGGGGAAGGGUGGCAAGGGGCAAAAUGCGCGAAAUGGAGGCGCCGCUGGUGAUGACAAAAGCUCCACCUUUCACGUACCGCAAAAUCUCAAUCUGCAGCUGGAAACAGCCAAGAUCCUGCCGUCUGAUGUUGUUCAUCUCCGGUACUACACAGAGUACCAGUGGCUGGUGGACUUUAGCUUGUAUUCUGCAAUUGUUUACACCAUGUCAGAGAUCAUUGGCUACUUCAUCCCACCGAAGGAUGAGGUGAAUUUGAGUAUGAUGUGGUGCCUCCUUGUCAUCUUUUUCGCCUUCCGGCUGCUUGUUUCGCUGACAGUUCAAUACUUCCGGAGUGAGGAGUCCAUUGGGGAGCGCUCAACGUGCAUUGUGACGGGAUUCUCGUACCUCCUUGUUGCCAUGAUGGUGCUAAUUGUGGACGAAGGAACGCUGGAGGUGGGUCUCGAUCGGGCAUAUCGUGUCUUCAAUGAGAGCGCCUCGGUGUUCCUGGAAUCUCAGGGCAUUGCCUCCAGUGGGCCAGCUUCGAAGAUUAUCGUCAAGUUCUGCAUUGCCGUCAUGUGUGGCCUCCUGGGGGCUGUUUUCACCUUCCCCGGACUCCGUACGGCACGUAUGCACUGGGAUCUCCUCAAGUACUGCCAGGAGAAGCGCACGCUGCAGAUCCUGCUCAAUGUCAACUUUGCCCUUCCUUUCAUUCUCGUCAUUAUGUGGGUGAAGCCCAUAAGUCGGGAUUAUCUCACUGAACGCGUCUUCCGUGGCCUCGAGGCGCCCCUCAUGACCCCGCAUGCCUUCGAAACAGCCCGUCUCAUCCUCGUCAUCGUCGUCGUGGUCCUCCGCUUCGCGCUGAUGCCCUUCUACCUCCAGGCAUACCUCAAUCUCGCCCAUCAGCGUGUGGAGGAGCAAAAGAAGGAGGUGGGACGCAUAACGAAUGUUGAGCUGCAACGGAAGAUCGCCUCCAUCUUCUACUACCUCUGCGUCGUGACGGUGCAGUACGUGGCUCCGGUGAUUAUGUGCCUCUACCUGGCGCUCAUGUACAAAACAAUGGGCGGCUACCGCUGGUCAUCCCUCUUCCGCGCACCUCCAGACACAGCUGAAUGCCCCGCUGAAGAAAUCCUCCCGGAAACUGCUGUGGACGACGAAUCAGAGGGAAUCCUCUCAUCCGCCCGGGCUAUUCAGCUCUCCCUGCGCAGCUUGAAGAAUGUCUUCAAUGAGGAUGUCUACCGGGGACUCUUUGGCUUCGCCACGUGGUGGAGUUGCUUUGCCUGGUUUGCAGCCACAUCCCUCGGCAUGAUCUAUCAAUCAUACUUUGAUAAGAAUUAAACUUUUCCUCCUCUUCAGGGCAGACUGGUCAGUCAGUCAACCAGUAAAGCCACAGAAGGAACAUUUUGCAAUGCUUUUCAAUCCCCACCCCGGAAUGUUGUUAAUAUGAAAGAAAAAAAACUUUAGAAAAUAGAAAAAUUUUGACGAGAAAA
Messenger RNA from Lutzomyia longipalpis, 1786 nucleotides. RefSeq names its product transmembrane protein 161B (gene emei). Lineage: Eukaryota; Metazoa; Arthropoda; Insecta; Diptera; Psychodidae. Bases 150 to 1634 code for a protein of 494 amino acids. The transcript is spliced from 3 exons. The record is from RefSeq and is a predicted model, not a curated record.